UUGCCUCCCUCCCCGCCUGCCAGAAGCCGAGUGCGGAAGUGGAGACGGCACUGUGCGGGCUCAGGGUUCCGCCUGUGGACGGCUUACGACAUCCUCCGGCCGACACCGCCUGCUAUCCAUCCAAUUCCAACCGCUUUUGAACAACAGAGACCCGGAGAGAGAUGGCUGGACGGUUGCCGGCGUGCGUUGUCGACUGCGGCACAGGAUACACCAAACUGGGUUACGCAGGGAACACGGAGCCGCAGUUCAUUGUUCCGUCAUGUAUUGCCAUCAAAGAGUCGGCCAAGGUGGGAGACCAGGCCCAGCGGAGGAUGAUGAAGGGGGUGGAUGACUUGGAUUUCUACAUUGGAGAUGAAGCUCUAGACAAGCCCUCGUAUUCCACUAAGUGGCCGAUCCGUCACGGCAUUGUGGAGGACUGGGACCUAAUGGAGCGCUUCAUGGAGCAGAUCAUCUUCAAGUACCUGAGGGCCGAGCCCGAGGACCACUACUUCCUCCUGACAGAGCCUCCUCUGAACACGCCUGAAAACCGAGAGUACACGGCAGAGAUCAUGUUCGAGUCCUUCAACGUGCCCGGGCUGUACAUCGCUGUGCAGGCUGUGCUCGCUCUAGCGGCGUCCUGGACGUCCAGACAGGUGGGCGAGAGGACGCUGACGGGCACCGUCAUCGACAGCGGAGAUGGUGUCACCCACGUCAUCCCUGUGGCUGAAGGCUACGUCAUCGGCAGCUGUAUCAAGCACAUCCCCAUCGCAGGGCGAGACAUCACCUACUUCACCCAGCAGCUGUUGAGGGAGAGGGAGGUGGGCAUCCCGCCGGAGCAAUCGCUGGAGACGGCCAAGGCAGUCAAGGAGCGGUUCAGCUACGUGUGCCCAGAUCUAGUCAAAGAAUUCAGCAAGUACGACACAGACGCCUCCAAGUGGAUGAAGCAGUACACCGGCAUCAACUCCGUCAGCAAGAAGGAGUUCACCAUCGAUGUGGGCUACGAGCGCUUCCUGGGGCCCGAGAUCUUCUUCCACCCAGAGUUUGCCAACCCCGACUUCACCCAGCCCAUCUCUGAGGUGGUGGACGAGGUCAUUCAGAACUGCCCGAUCGACGUCAGGCGUCCUCUUUAUAAGAACGUCGUCCUGUCAGGAGGCUCCACCAUGUUCAGGGACUUUGGUCGCCGGCUGCAAAGAGAUUUAAAGAGAACGGUGGACGCCCGCCUGAAGAUGAGCGAGGAGCUGAGCGGAGGCAAGCUGAAGCCCAAACCAAUCGAUGUUCAAGUCAUCACUCAUCACAUGCAGAGAUACGCAGUGUGGUUCGGUGGAUCGAUGCUGGCAUCCACUCCCGAGUUCUACCAGGUCUGCCACACCAAGAAGGACUACGAAGAGAUCGGGCCGAGCAUCUGUCGCCACAACCCCGUGUUCGGAGUCAUGUCUUAACUUUGGGUCUCCAGAGUCUCAUAGUGUGUGUGGGGGGGGGGGGUGGAGGUGCUUCUGUGCGUUGAGCUAUGGAUGUGAGGGCGAUCCAUAACAUACAAAGGAAAAACAAAGGAGACCAGACCGAGCGCAGACGGGCUGGAGCUUAUCGUGAAUGUCCCUUUUUUUCAGUUCAAACGAGGGAAAUGGUUUGUAGGCCCAAACAGUUUGGAGAACGUUUGUGGGUCUGUUGAGCAACGUGCAGUGAGCGAUGAUUAAAAAGAUGGUGUUGGAGGAGGCACGAUGAGAACAACGGUAACAGUUCAUUCCUGACACCAGAACAUAUUAUUUAUGUUUUAUAACGAGACCCACUGACGACUUUAGAACAAAUUAUCCUCUCCUUUAUUUUACUUUUCCUCCAGCUUGAAAUGCACACGGCUGUGCAUCACGGUAAGAGCUUGUUUAUAUUUCAUACAAAAAGUUUUUUAUAUGUAAAACUUCAGGAGUAAAAAACAAACAAACAUGAUAGAUACCAGUAUCACCAAGAGACUGUUUUAACCCGCGACGCAGCUUUGAUACGCAGUAUUUCCUUUAGUCUGAGUAGGUGUUAUUAUUAAUAUGUCCCCCUUUAAUUCUUCAUACAGUCCACUUGACUCACACGCAGGGAGGGAACACGGAACAGUGAAACCCAAUGAGAACAACUGUUAGAGUAGAAGUCAUUUUCUUUUUCUUAUAUAUAAUUAAAUGCCAAAUUAUGAACAGAAUGGGAAUUGUGUAUUUAAUGCCUUGCAACAUUCCAAUAAAGGCUCCAAUUUGUUUCUAA
Molecule: messenger RNA, 2217 nt
Organism: Gasterosteus aculeatus aculeatus (three-spined stickleback)
Lineage: Eukaryota; Metazoa; Chordata; Actinopteri; Perciformes; Gasterosteidae
Product: actin-related protein 3
Source: RefSeq, a predicted model, not a curated record